AUGAGCUCACCGGCCCCGGGUUCAUUGCCAGAAACUACCCCUCAACAAUUCCCGGUGCCGAAGCAGACCUCACCGCUUCAUGAGGUCCUGGGAGAGAAUCACAAGCCGCCCCUCAUGCAGCGGCCAAAGAGCUCCAUCAUAGAGAGUACGGGCUUUUCAUUUGCAAAGCCAUCGGUCCAGCAUAAAGAUUUUGCACUCAAGCCUGUGUCUCGAUUGACACAGUACCGUAAUGUGCCCGUUGAGAAAAUCACCAGUACACAACCGCAGGUAAAUGAGAAGAGGCAGAUGCAGGACCGAGAACCGUCUGCAUCUCAAGAUGGCCUUGCACGACAGUCUCUGGAGCAGUACGCUGAAGAUGAAAGUCCAUGUCCCCGGCCGAAAAGCUCUUUCUCGUCGCGCAAUAUUCCUUCCCAAGUCCGUAAUUCGCCUGAUAUUGCCAAAAUUUUCCUCACGCAGGACCAAGCUCACAUUCAAUUGGCAAAGAAAGCCGGGUUGGACAACCAGGUACUAGAUACCGACUCGGUACCAGCGACGCAAAAGUCACUCAAUAGCAGCUUAGUGGCCAAGGCAUCCGCAACCAGUAGCGCUCGUUCAACUCGCGGCCAGUAUCUUCGCAAACCCGCAACACAAACUCCAUCCUUGGCAAAAGCACUCAGACCAAAAGAUGACUCUCGAGUCUCCAAGACUCGGUGUGAAAAUCGAAAGUCAGCAUCCCGACGCCAAGGAAGAUCGAUUUCGAGCAACGAGACGGAUAUUGUCUUGUACAGCGAGGAGGCUUUGUUUGAGAUGCUCAUCAAGAGGAUCAGACAGCGGGAAGAGAAAGAAGUUGAAAUUUCCAACACCAAGCAUCGAAUCGAAGCACAAAACAAAGAGCUCAUGAUUGAACGAGAAACACUUCGCCACCAUCUAGAGGCGGCACGUCUACUGAUCGAGGAAAAGCAAGCCAGCAUCGACAAGGCUGACAACCGUCUGAGUGAUUGGAAGCUCAGAAUUCGAAAACUCAGGCAGGUCAUAGACGAGCUGGGGCGAGACUAUGAUUCGUUAUGCGAGGAUCACAAGCGAUGUAAGGAGACCGCUACGCACUUGAAGCAGGAGAAGGACAAUCUCUUCCGCGAGAUUGGUGAAAUUAAGCUGAAUAUCACCCGAGCGCAAGCGAUGAUUGACCGGCAGCGUGAGCAAGUUUUUGAGAAAGGACAGCGCGUUGCGUUGCUACAGCAGGCCCUCUCAGUUGCUCAAGAGCAAGUGGAGUGUCUGAAGAUAGAUUUGACGACUGAAAGAAAUCGCAGCCUCAAGUUGGAAUCUUUCAUUCAAUACCACGCCCAGUAUCAGACCAACCAGAUGAGAGAAAUCAGAGAGCACCAGCAAAAAACCAUGCAACAGCUGGACGUGGGUCUCAAGUCUGUCUCCAGGGACGGGCAUGUUUUUCGGGAUGAGAUACGUGCGGCCUUCAACGGCGCCCUCGCCCAAAUUCGUGACCCUAUCCAGAACCUGAGUGAGCGGUCUGCGGAAGGAAAGCUGGAAAUUCGAGAGCUUGGGGAACGGACUCGAGACAUAGUCUUCCAAAUCGACAAGAUGGCUUCGCGCCUUGCAGGAGACAUCGAAACCCAUAUCAGUACCAGUUCUUCUACCUCCAGGGAUAUUCACAACAGCUUGCAAUUGAUUCAGGCCCAAAUUGGCCCAGAGUCACAAAUUUCUCAGCAGCUUACCGACUGUCGCAUCACAUAUAGUUUAUUCAAGGAUCAGCUAGGUGCCUUCGACCCCACACUCAAAGGUUUGGAGGCUUCUGUGGACGCCGUGUCCCAUGCCCACGAAGCCAUUCUGCAUCAAUGUCAAGAACUUGGCGCAAUGCUCGAAGAGAUGAGGGCCUUAAGAUCAGUCUCCGAGAAAGAUCGCCAGCUGGUAGAGACGCAGCUGACAGAAAAUGUCGCAGAAAAUGUAAAACUCCAAAGUCAAGCCGAAUCAUUGACUUCGACUAUUGAAAGUCUCAAACAGCUGAACCUCAGCAAGGAUGCUCGGAUCACAGGAUUAGAGCAAUCGCUCGCUGAUGCAAAAGAGCGACUGAAAAUGUAUGAGACUCGCAUGCACGCUUUGGAGAACGAGCAGAAAACUUGGACCGACACAAUGGAAUUGAAGCUGCAGCAAAUCCGUCAAGAUGUGACCGAUGAAUGCGCCCUCUCUCAGAGGCAAUUAGAGGCUCGGCAUGAGCAAGAAUUGCGGGCUCUCCGGGCAGAAAAGCAAGCCUAUGAGAAAGGAGCUGGGGCUUUAUUGACUGAUGUGGAUAAAGCCAAGGACACUCUACUUCAGGCCAAGGAAUUACUGAAUGAUCGUCAAACCGAACGCGAGACUCUGGCACAUGAAGCGGAUCAGCGAAUUCAGGAGCUUAGCCAAGCUUGCGCGGAGCAGAUGGCUCAAAUUGAGGCCCAGUCAGUCGAGAUAGAGAAACACCAAGCAGCUGAAGCAAGCUCGUGUCUCGAAAGAAACGGUCUUGAAGAGCAGCUGAGGCAAGCGCAAGAACGGAUUCACGUGCUCGAGCAAGCCUCUUUUUCCCAAUCAGCGGAAAAGGCGUGUUCUAAUGUAUCACCCACGAGUAUCGUUCCGUUUUCCACCAUCAGUAAUCGACUGUCACCAAUGAGGAGUGAAACGCAAUUUGAGGAGCCAGCAGACUUUACGAUGCUGUUCAUGUCAGAUGAGUUUCCACUGUUUACGACGCCCGCAGACCAAGCAAAGAUGAAUACACCAAAGAAUGUCGACAGAAGCGAUGACCAUCAUGAGCAAGAAAAUAUUCCACCGACUACCGAGAUAGAUGCCACGAAAGUCUUCGACAUUCCCCAAGAUAUGGACUCGCCUUCUCAACGAGCAAAUACGAAGCGUAAGGCAGUCAACUUUUUGCGAUGUCGAAAACAGAGCAGUGAGAAACCAAAUGAGUCAGAUACCACCGGUGCUGGCUUUACUGGUAGUCAAGAAGAUCCCAAACGACCAGAGGUACAUGGCGCUCAGCAACCAGCUCAGGCCAAAAAGCACGUGAACAAGUGGACAUACAGUCGAGUUCAAGCUUUGGAGAAUGAAAUGCAACAGGAGCAACCUCCCACGGUGGGCCGGGCUGCAUCAUCUGCACAGCGACGACCAGGCCUCAAAGGAUUUGUCUCGGUAUCGAGUAGCACGGAAACGGGGAACCGUACCAACACUCGGGGUCGGGGGAAGCGAGGUUCGAAAGGUUAG
Molecule: messenger RNA, 3219 nt
Organism: Penicillium oxalicum
Lineage: Eukaryota; Fungi; Ascomycota; Eurotiomycetes; Eurotiales; Aspergillaceae
Exons: 6
Coding region: 1-3219 (1072 amino acids)
Source: RefSeq, a predicted model, not a curated record